This is a messenger RNA of Xenopus laevis (African clawed frog), 2123 nucleotides long. RefSeq names its product macrophage erythroblast attacher L homeolog (gene maea.L). Bases 238 to 1428 code for a protein of 396 amino acids. Gene Ontology annotation, cellular component: nucleus; cytoplasm; nuclear matrix. NCBI's taxonomy places the organism in Eukaryota, Metazoa, Chordata, Amphibia, Anura, Pipidae. Gene Ontology annotation, molecular function: ubiquitin-protein transferase activity; ubiquitin protein ligase activity. The record is from RefSeq and is a predicted model, not a curated record. Gene Ontology annotation, biological process: proteasome-mediated ubiquitin-dependent protein catabolic process. The transcript has 9 exons.
AUGUCACGUUCUCGCGAGAUGAGACUUGCAUGUCAGGGUUUUAGCUGGCUGACCGGAGCCGAGGAGCUGGACAUUUAAGCAGCGAUCUGGGACUGCUGGCUGUGUUAAGAAAAUUGGGGCCUGUCCCGCGAGAAUGGAGACUAGUUCGGGAUGGCACUGAUUACCCAUGAUGCUCAGGGCUGUGGGCAUGUAGCCUCCAGCUAAUUCUGGCCAGCCCCUCCCCCUUCCUAAUCCAAGAUGGCGGUCCAGGAAUCAGAUGCUCAGCUCUCAAUGGCUCUGAAGGUUCAGGAGUACCCAACUUUAAAGGUACCAUAUGAAACGCUAAACAAGCGCUUUCGGGCUGCCCAGAAGAACAUCGACAGAGAAACGAGCCACGUCACCAUGGUUGUGGCUGAACUAGAGAAGACGUUGAGCAGCUGCUCCGCCGUGGACAGUGUUGUUAGUCUGCUUGAUGGCGUUGUUGAAAAAUUAAGUGUUCUUAAGAGAAAGGCGGUGGAAUCCAUCCAGGCAGAGGACGAGAGCGCCAAACUGUGCAAACGGCGGAUCGAACACCUGAAGGAGCACAGCAGUGACCAAGUGGCGGCCAUCAAUAUGUGGAAAAAGAAGCGUAUGGACCGCAUGAUGGUGGAACAUCUCCUGCGCUGUGGCUACUACAACACGGCUGUGAAACUAGCCCGGCAAAGUGACAUUGAGGACUUAGUGAAUAUUGAAAUGUUUCUGACUGCCAAGGAAGUGGAAGAGUCUCUGGAAAGGCAAGAAACCAUGACUUGCCUGGCCUGGUGCCACGAUAACAAAUCAAGGCUUAGGAAAAUGAAGAGCUGUCUGGAAUUCAGUUUGAGGAUCCAAGAGUUUAUUGAACUGAUUCGACUGAAUAAGAGGCUGGAUGCCGUUCGACACGCAAGAAAGCAUUUCAGCCAGGCAGAGGGGAGCCAACUAGAUGAAGUUCGCCAGGUGAUGGGGAUGUUGGCCUUUCCCUCCGACACCCACAUCUCUCCUUACAAGGAUCUUCUGGACCCGGCACGGUGGCGAAUGCUUAUCCAGCAGUUCCGUUAUGAUAACUACAGGCUGCAUCAGUUGGGGAAUAACUCUGUUUUUACUAUAACCCUUCAGGCAGGCCUCUCGGCCAUUAAAACACCACAGUGCUACAAAGAGGAUGGAACGUCAAAGAAUCCAGACUGCCCCGUGUGCGCCAAAUCUCUAAAUAAAUUAGCACAGCCCCUGCCUAUGGCUCACUGCGCCAACUCCCGGCUGGUCUGUAAGAUUUCAGGAGAUGUCAUGAAUGAGAACAACCCUCCCAUGAUGCUCCCAAAUGGAUAUGUGUAUGGCUACAAUUCUCUGCUUUCUAUUCGCCAAGACGACAAAGUCGUUUGCCCCAGAACCAAAGAGGUCUUCAACUUCUCCCAAGCUGAGAAAGUCUACAUCAUGUAGAUGUGGGAACCCCCUCGUGCCUCUCGACCUCGCCCCGGAGCAUACCCAGAGUGCUCGGCAGAAACGCACAACGGGCGGCACCAGCGACUGUUACGUGGUUGCAUUUAUACUUUCUUGCGACCAAAGAUUAACGAGCAACAACAACAGUACCUGCGUCAAGGAAACGUCCACUUCCAAAUGCAAAAAAAAAAGAGAAACAUUUGUACUUGAAAUUUACAGUUUUGAUUGUGAGAGUUUUGUAACGACUGACGCUCCUGAAAAGUUCUCCUUUAUGAAUUCAGCCUUUUUAACACUUAUUUGCUCUCGGGACUUGCAAUGCUUGGCCCGUUCCUCAAGUUUGAGGUUCUAGGGUUCUACUUUUUAUUUUGUAGAGAUCUUGGGAUCAUAUUAUUAGUGCUAACGCCUUAUAUUUUGCUUUGAGAAUGUAUUCACAACUAAAUCAAAACGUAUUCUUCCACGUCGGACCUACAGUUCCCUGCGAUGGCUUUGACAGAGCUUUGCCGACAUUCGAAAUAACUGCACAUAAGCAACAGCCGCGGUCCUGAUCCGGUAUCUCUGGAUUGCAACGUUUUCAACCAACAGCCGCAAAGGAAGUUUUAGUCUUUGUAACCUUAAGGAAACCUUGCUGUAGAAAUUUGUAUUUAGUGCUUAUUUUUGCAUGUUGGUGUUCAACUAAUAAAAUAUUGUUCAUUUAA